Molecule: messenger RNA, 448 nt
Organism: Saccostrea echinata
Lineage: Eukaryota; Metazoa; Mollusca; Bivalvia; Ostreida; Ostreidae
Product: rRNA 2'-O-methyltransferase fibrillarin-like
Exons: 3
Coding region: 29-358 (109 amino acids)
Source: RefSeq, a predicted model, not a curated record
CUUGGUGUAAGCUGUCCCAACAGACAAAAUGAGGACACAGCCGAUCGUCUGUCUUAUUUUCUGUCUCCUGUUGGUAACCCCAGUGACGUCACAAGGUGGGAGGCUUUUAGGUGGAUUACUUGGAGGAGCACUCGGGCACCAGUUGACCGGUGGUCAUCCUUUGGGUGCUGUGAUGGGCGGAGUCCUUGGUUCCAGUUUAUUUGGAAGAGGUCGCGGUAGGUGGGGACGAGGUGGAUGGAGGGGCCGAGACAGAUGGGAUAGGUGGGAUAGAUGGGGUGGAUGGGGGCGUGGUCGACGAGGGCGCGGAGGAUGGCGCGGGCGUGGGCGUGGCCGCGGAGGCAGAAGAGACUGGGAUUGAUGAAUGUGAAAUAAUACUGAAGUCUGAAAUCAAGGAAAUGGUGUGCGAUUGUUGAUUAAUUAUUAAAGAAUAAAAGAUCUUUAAGAAUUA